CCUAAGGCUUCUCAGCUGGGCACACUGGGUAGGGGUUGCAAGCUCAACGGAGACAGCACGAAUGGCAUUUUUUCAUCAUAUAAAGACCAGAAUGGAGAAGCGGAGUUUAAAUCAAAGAAAUCAUCAAAACCCAAGAUUAUUCAUAUGCAGCGCAGGGAAUCUAAGGGAAAAUCUGUUGAAGGUUCAGACAAAGGAUCAAAUAGUUCCACUCAAGAGUCCAAGAAACAGCCACAGAAAUUCAAGCCUCCUGUGCCACACCGACCAUCAAAGGUACCUGAGAUCGAUAAAUAUCCUGAAGAGGAAAAUCCAGAGGAAAUGGAUGGACAGAAACAAAAAAAGAAAGUGAAAGUCACAUUUGUUCCACAUAGAGGAUACGUAAUUGGCUUCUCCAGGGAAAAAGACAGGUUGGAUGAAUUGAAGGGAGCAUGUGGUUAUACGCCUCACUCAGAGUUCAAGGAAGACACAUUACUGAAGACUGAAGCUAGACACAGUUAUUCAUCUGGUGAUUUUAAGAGUUCAUAUUCUAAUGGGUUUGUGAGAUCUCCUUCAUGGGAUUUAAAGGCAGCCGAUCACGAGAAAGAGUUUAAUAAAGGAACAGAUGUCGUCACACCUUCAUACGGCAAUGGAAAACAUCAAGAGAUGCAAGACUGUCGACCAAAGAAGCCAAUAAAAUUUAAAGUUCCCCGCUUGCAAAGAAGACAUUCAAAGAGUAUUGAAGAUGCUGAGGUCAAACAGCAGGCAACCAUAGACCACGAUGCUUCAGCGCUAAAGAAAACUUCAAUUCUUCAAGUGACAUCAAUGCCCCAGCGAGACUCAAAGUGCACCGUGGAUGAGAUCUCUCAAAAGGGUGCAGAUCUGUUCAAGGCUGGUGACCAUGAGCUUCCGGAGGAUACUGACUGGGAGGAAUACACUCCUGACAAUAAGCCUCAGAAAUCCCCAAAAAUGAGCAAGCAUCACAAAGGAUUCAAGAAUAAAGAUGUAAAGGACUUUCCUGAUGACCUUGAGCCUUCAGGUGCUAUCUCUGGAGACUAUUACCUGUCUGAUGCUGCUAAGGUUGAAUGGAUGUCUGCUCAGAUGGACAUGAGAAGAGCACAAGGUCAAGAGGAAGAUCAGAGGCUGGAAGAGGGAGAAGAGGAAUGGGACACUGACAGCCUCAUGGAGUGGUGGAAUACAGUGGAGUUCUGGGAUGAACUACCUUUUGAUGAGCAAAUCAGCUUUAAAGAGGAUGAGACCAUAUCAUUUAAAGCUAUUGCUGAUAAGGUCCAUAGUGGCCUCCGCAUGUACCUGAAGCUCUUCAUGGAGCGAGCUGAACUUCUCUACCAGCAUGUGAUGAUCUUAUACGGCAUCGCUGAUGACCUCAGUAACUUCCAGCAUUGUGCUAAAAUCGCAAACAUCACUGGAGGCACCACCACAGCUGUGGGCGGAGCUGUAGCCAUUGCUGGCCUGAUGCUAGCUCCUGUCACUUUUGGUGCUUCCAUUGUCAUCUCGGCCAUUGGACUAGGUGUGGCCACAGCGGGCGGCAUCACAGCAGCUUCAGCAACCAUCAUGGAUAAUGUCAACAACAUGCAUGACCGUAGAAAGAUUGAAAUAAUCAUUCAGGACUAUGAGGCCCAGUUGGUCGAGAUGCAGCGCUGUUUGCAGUUUAUCACUGAAGGUCUUCGACGCCUACGUGGCCACCCAUUGCUACGACGAAACAACUACUUCACUGGUGAUUGGGAAGUACGACGGGCCCUCCAAACCAUUAGCUUCGUAAGUGACCCGGUAGAACAAGCUGAAGAGAUAACAAACAAUACACUGGCCAAGUUGGCCAGCCUGCAUAAAGAAAUGGACAAGUACUUCACCAAAGAUUCAAAGGAGGUAAAGAAGGGCUGUAAGAAGGAGGUGACUGCUGAGGUUAAAAGCCUGGCCAAGAAACUGCAAGAAGGCUUAAUGGAGCUCAACUCUAUCAGAGAACAACUGCUUGAUGCAUGUGGAAACAUCUGAAACCAGCCAUAAUUAGACUACAGUAUUGAAAUGAUCAGUCUGAGUUUCGAUACUCUAUAGCACAUUUUAUCAAAUAAAACGUAAUAUGAUUGUAUUUACACAUAAUGCACCAGUUAAAGU
This is a messenger RNA of Myxocyprinus asiaticus (Chinese sucker), 2103 nucleotides long. RefSeq lists its product as uncharacterized. The record is from RefSeq and is a predicted model, not a curated record. Bases 145 to 1983 code for a protein of 612 amino acids. Gene Ontology annotation, cellular component: membrane; extracellular region. Lineage: Eukaryota; Metazoa; Chordata; Actinopteri; Cypriniformes; Catostomidae. Gene Ontology annotation, biological process: lipoprotein metabolic process; lipid transport. Gene Ontology annotation, molecular function: lipid binding. The transcript is spliced from 22 exons.